Messenger RNA from Tupaia belangeri chinensis (Chinese tree shrew), 2808 nucleotides. Its product is annotated as zinc finger protein 416. Gene Ontology annotation, cellular component: nucleus. NCBI's taxonomy places the organism in Eukaryota, Metazoa, Chordata, Mammalia, Scandentia, Tupaiidae. Bases 222 to 1964 code for a protein of 580 amino acids. The transcript is spliced from 5 exons. Gene Ontology annotation, molecular function: DNA-binding transcription activator activity, RNA polymerase II-specific; RNA polymerase II cis-regulatory region sequence-specific DNA binding. Gene Ontology annotation, biological process: regulation of transcription by RNA polymerase II. The record is from RefSeq and is a predicted model, not a curated record.
CCCGCCCCCCCCGCCCCCCCGCGCCGUCCGAUGGCGGCGGCCGCGCUGAGGGACCCGGCGCAGGACUCCCGCAGCUGUUGCAAGUUAUGCACAGGAGCCACGUGGUUUCCAUCCUUUCAACGUUUUUCGUAAGCUGCGCAGAGUUAGGAGAGCCUGGAGGGCUGGGGUAACAGUGAAGCACGGGCAGGUUGAGUUCUGUGCAAGUUUACUAGAAGGUUUCCAUGAUUACAGAAGCACUUAUGGACCUCACACGGGGCUAUGUGACCUUUGAGGACGUGGCCAUUUACUUCUCCCAGGAAGAGUGGGGGCUCCUUGAUGAGGCUCAAAGACUCCUGUACCUCCGUGUGAUGCUGGAGAACUUUGCACUUACAACCUCGCUGGUGUGUUGGCAUGGAAUAGAGGAUGAAGAGACACUUCCUGAGCAGAGUGUUUCUGCAAAAGGAAUAUCACAGGUCAGAACUCUAAAAUCAGAUAUUUCCAUCCAGAAGAUUCACCCCUAUGAGAUGAGUGCCCCAGUACUGAAAGACAUUUUACAUCUAUCUGAUCUACUUGAGCAGAAAUCUUGCUGGGUUGGGUCAUGUACAAACCUUCACCAGGACCAGAAGGAUUAUAAUGCUGAGAAACGGUCAAAAAGUGAUGUGGACAGGACCUUAUUUAUGAAAAGUUGCAGAUUCCAUGUAUCAGAGAAGCCCUUUGCCUGUGGAGAGGUAACAAAGGACUUCCCAGCCACGUUGGGCCUUCUCCAGCCCCAGACUAUUCCCAUCUGUGAAAAGCCAGACAGAAUCACUAAGUAUGGGGAGACCUUUCACAUCGGAAUAAGUCCUUUCAAGUGGAAUGAGUGCAGAAAAGUUACCAGCCACAAACAUAUUUUUGCUCACUACCCAAGAGUCUGUACUGGAAAAAGGAUUUAUGAAUCUAGCAAAUACGGAAAAUCCUUUCACUAUAAGUACUCACUUGUUCAGCUCCAGAGAGUUCAUAGUGGAGAAAGGCCUUAUGAGUGCAGUGAAUGUGGAAAGUCUUUUAGCCAAACCUCUCACCUGAAUGACCAUCAAAGAAUUCACACUGGAGAAAGGCCUUAUGAGUGUGGUCAGUGUGGGAAAUCAUUUAGGCAAAGAGCUACCCUCAUUAAACAUCAUAGAGUUCACACUGGAGAAAGACCUUAUGAGUGUGGUGAAUGUGGAAAAUCCUUUAGCCAAAGUUCCAACCUUAUUGAACACUGUAGAAUUCACACUGGAGAAAGGCCAUAUGAAUGUGAUGAAUGUGGGAAAUCCUUUGGGUCCAAAUCCACUCUAGUUCGGCACCAGAGAACUCACACAGGAGAAAAACCCUAUGAAUGUGGUGAAUGUGGGAAAUUCUUUACACAAAGCCACAGCCUGCUUGAACACCGCAUAAUUCACACUGGAGCAAGGCCUUAUGAGUGUGGCCAGUGUGGAAAAUCCUUUAGCCUAAAGUAUGGCCUCAUUCAACACCAGUUAAUUCAUAGUGGAGCUAGGCCUUUUGAGUGUGACCAGUGUGGAAAAUCCUUUAGCCAAAGAGCCACGCUCAAUAAACACCACAAAGUUCACACUGCAGAAAGGCCUUUUGAAUGUGGGGAAUGUGGAAAAGCUUUCAUGUUCAAAUCUAAACUUGUCAGACACCAGAGAACUCAUACUGGCGAAAGACCUUUUGAGUGCAGUGAAUGUGGAAAAUUCUUUAGACAAAGCUAUACCCUUGUUGAACACCAGAAGAUUCAUACUGGAUUAAGACCUUAUGAAUGUGGUCAGUGCGGGAAAUCUUUUCUUCAAAAGUCUGGCCUUAUUCAACACCAGGUAGUUCACACUGGAGAAAGGCCUUAUGAAUGUGGCAAAUGUGGGAAGUCCUUUACACAACACUCUGGCCUCAUUCUCCACAGAAAAUCUCACACUAUGGAGCGGCUUCAUGAAAGCAACAAAAAACCCUUAAGCCCACAUUCUACCAUUCUUUAGCCCCUAAACUCCACACUUGAUAAAGAUCUUGGAUCUGCAGAAAAUUUGCUCUUUUUUCCAAUGUUAUGGCACUGGACAACCUUUUUGAGGGAACCACCUACCUGAAGUUGAGCCUCAUACUUUGAAACAUCCAGACUGGUAUAAUCCUCCAUGAGUUCCAGGCAUGUGUGAGGCUCACAAGAAUUGCUGCAUACAUUAUAAACUUCUGGGUUUAUUUGCUAAGGUUAUAUCACUACUAACUUUUCUAAUAGAAGCCAUUUCCCUUAGACCACCUGGCAGAAUGGGCAUCAGCCACCCUAACAUGCUAAGGGAAGGCAGAAAGUCUGUGCCUGUUACCUGGAGGAAAUCUUGAGCAGUCUGAGCCAUUAGGGGGAAUUUAUUCCCUUUUCUGACUGUCAGAGCGUACUUCUGAUACAAUUUUAGCCAAGAGGAUCUGGUCUGCAUUCUUCUGAAAGCCUCAUCAUGGAAAUUGUCUCAGGACAUUUGUGGUAAAUUUUUCCUUCCUCCAAAUAAAUGGUAACUGCCUGCCUCACAUUGCUGUGGCUUGUGCACUAAUAAAGGCCUUGUGGUUAAGUCCACCAUAAUAUUGGGGUUUUGUAUGCUGUGUGGGGUGGCUGGAAAACAGACUUGAACUCUGUCUGUAUGAAGAAAUGGAUUACCUUUUUUUGUGGCAGGAGGGGGAGUGGGUGAAAACUUGUGCCUCUCCAAGAACAGUAAAAUGACAAGAAUAGUUCUCAUUGUGGUUUUGGUCCAAUUUUCAUUGCUAUUCAAGACAGGAAACAAUGCAGGACUCUGUGCUCCUAACUCUUUUUUUUUUUUGGAGAGGUUUUCGCUAUAAGACACG